AUGGUCAUUGCACAUACUUCUGUUGAGUUAGCACAAAUUAAAAAACUCUUGUAUGCUGUACGAACGUCAAAUUAUGAUGAAAUACGACGAAUUUGCGAGAAAGGCAUCGAUGACAUUGUUAAUUACAAUAAUCCGAUGGAUGGUGAAACACCGUUGUUAGUUGCUGUGAAGAAAAAUGAUGAGAUUAUGAUGCAGUUUCUUCUUGAUCUUGGUGCACAUCCAGAUGUAACUGAUUUCAAGGGUCAAACGCCUUUAAUACGCGCUGCUGGACGUGGCUUUGUCGAAGCUGUACAAACAUUACUCAAUGCACAUGCUAAAACCGAUAUGCGGGAUCUCAAUGGAAAUGAUAUUCUCUUUGCUUGCCUAUCUGAUGGUACACUUCGGCAACAAGAAUGUUUUUUUCUUAUGAUGUCGAAACGAACACUUGAUGUGAAUCGAACGACGACGAUGGGAAAACCUUUACUGGUAGCUGCCUGUGAAAAGGGAGCAACUACAGAAAAAAUGUGUUUGAUGUUACUUGACCGAGUUGUUGAUGUAAAUGCCAUUGAUAAAGAAACAGGCAAAACUGCAUUACAUGCUGCUUGUGCUUCUGGCUCAGUCAGAUUAGUACGUGCACUUUUACAACGAAAUGCGAAUGUAAACGCACGAGAUGCUCAACAACAGACACCCGUUCAUGUUGCUAUAUUGUCCAAAGUAUUCGAGCUUCUACCAAUUCUUUCGGCUUACAACGCUCGUUUUGAUCUUACUGAUCAAUCAUUAAAUACACCGGUUCAUCUAGCUGCUAGACUCAAUCAAGGUAAAUCAAUUAAAUUUAUGAUUCAACGUGGCGGUACAAUGAAAACUAAAAAUGCUGAUAAUCAAUUACCGAUUAAAAUUGCAAAAACAUUUAAAAAUAAAAAUGCUAUAAAAAAUAUUCGUUUAGCUGAAAUGAAACACUAUAGUCGAAAAGUCAUCUCGCCUAAAUCCAAUCCAGAUCGUGAUUACAAAAUUCAUUUAUAUGAUUGGCUACAAGAAAAAUACGAUCGACUUUUACGUCGAUUUCAUCAAGUAGAAAACAGUAGUACUCAUCGAAUAACAUCGAAUGAUUUAAGACAAAUUAUUCAUGAAGAAGGUUUCAGUCAAAUAACAUCUGAUGAUUUGCAUGAUCUUAUUGUUCGACACGAAACCAAUCCAAACGAAAUUGAUUAUCAAAUGUUUCUAUCUGGAAAAUUAUUUAUUGACAAAGCAUUUCUUUUGUCAGCAUUUAUUCAAAAAACAAAUAAAAAGAAAAAAACAAGGACAACGAAAAAACAACCAGCCAUACCAAUAGCAAUACGUAAUGAAGGACCUCGAACAGUCCAUGGUAAUCCACCUUUAGUAUACAUAAAAAAACAUCAGUUUACUACUGACCAAACUCGAUUCACUCGUGAUCAAACUCCAAAACAUGCUAUCAAUGAUGAUUCAGCAUAUUAUUUAGACAAGCCGGAUCCUCAAUUUAUACAUAUUAACAAUGCCGUGUAUCGAGGUGAUCUACAUACACUAAUCGAUGCUUUCAAAUCAGGCGUACCUGUAGAUAUUCGAGACAAGUUUUACAAAACGCCAUUGAUGAUUGCAGCUGCUAAUGGUGAUUUAGAAACAACGAAAUUUCUUCUUCAAUGCGGUGCAAAUGUACAUCUUGAAGAUCAUUUUAAAUGGACACCACUUCAUCAUGCUGCUAAUUCAGGUCAAUUAGGGGUUGUUCGUGCUCUUGUCGAUGCCGGUGCCAAGAUCAAUCAUGAGUCAUUAACACUAGCAACGCCACUGAGUCGUGCUAUUGAAAAUUCGUCACUUGAUAUAGUAAAUUAUUUUAUUCAGAAGAAGGCGAAUGUUCGCCAGGAAAACAUCACACAACAUAAUUUACUCGAUUUGGCUGCUGAUUUUGCUUCACCACAAGUUUUUAAUACUAUUCGAACGAUCUAUGAACAAAAAGGAAGUAAAAAAGAUAAUAAAAAACCGAAACCUCGUUCAGCGUCUAGUAGAAACAGAAAGAAAAACAAGAAUAUUGAAACACUAACUCCUGUUAUUAAGCCAAUCAAGCUCGAAGUACCAUUACCACGACGGGGUUCAUUGCUUGUUGCUGAAGAAAAAUUAAGCUCAUCGAGUGAUACCUAUGAAUCCAUUACAUAUCAUCCAUUGAUGAAAUGGACGGAUCAACCAACUACUCAAGAACUACUCGAUAAGAAGAUCAACUUAAGGAAUCAAUUUACAAUGAACAUUGAUUUUCCUGAUUACAAACAACCAUUAUUAGUCAAUGCUCAAGCUAAAUUAGAACGUUUAGAGACACUUGGUCGACGUUCAACAGAAUCCUAA
Rotaria socialis is the source of this 2328-nucleotide messenger RNA. Lineage: Eukaryota; Metazoa; Rotifera; Eurotatoria; Philodinida; Philodinidae. The record is from the annotation of a GenBank genome assembly.